AGCCAAUCUUUGGGCGAAAUGAAUAUCCAAGCCGAACUUGAAAUUCUCUUCCAUGGUCGUCGCCAUCUUGCUUGUCGCGUGGGUCCCACGUGUUGCUCUUUUCGGAUACUUCGUGCCGCAACAUUAAAGGAUGUGCUGGCCGGCCUGGUGGUUGUGCAGAGUAAAUCGGACGUUCAGCACCAGGGCAUCACGCUGGUCGUAGACGGCUCAGUCAACCUACAGCUGAGCUCCAAGAACGUUGGACUGUUUGAGGCAUUCUACAACUCCAUCAAGCCGAUACAGCUCCUGAAUUACGUGGUCAAUGUUGCCAAACCGGGGAAGAUUCCUGCGGGAAAGACAGAAAUUCCAUUUGAGCUCCCGCUGAAACCCAAGGCGAAUAAGAACCUGUAUGAGACGUACCAUGGAGUCUUCGUCAAUAUUCAGUACACAAUCAAGGGGGAGAUGAAGCGCCCUCUACUGGCCAAAGACCUGACCAAGUCCAUCGAGUUCAUCGUCGAGUACAAGGAUCAGAAGGAGAAGGCGCAGCCCAAGCCGGUGUCCUUUGCCAUCACGCCCGAAUCCUUACAAAACAUCAAAGAUAAAGGAGGACUGCCACGUUUCAGCAUCAAGGGCAAGCUAGACUCGGCCAUUUGCUGCAUCAAGAACCCCCUGACCGGCACAGUGGUCAUUGAGUAUUGCGACGCGCCCAUCAAAUCGGUGGAGAUACAGCUGGUGCGAGUUGAGACGUGCGGCUGUGCUGAGGGCUACGCAAGAGAUGCGACGGAGAUCCAGAAUAUUCAGAUCGGUGAGGGUGAUGUGUGCAGAGGGAUCACCAUCCCAAUGUACAUGGUCUUCCCUCGACUCUUCACUUGCCCUACGCUAGCUACUAGUAACUUCAAAGUCGAAUUUGAAAUCAACCUUGUCGUCGUCCUUCAAGAUGAUCACCUGAUCACAGAGAACUUUCCUGUCAAGUUAACACGCUUCUAGACAAAUGACAACCACAAGCCUAAAUAAUGAUUCAUUUUAUUAAACUGGUCGUCAUGAAGCGCCUUCCAAAGGAUACAGAGCGCUCAAGGGCGGA
This is a messenger RNA of Patiria miniata (bat star), 1060 nucleotides long. RefSeq names its product vacuolar protein sorting-associated protein 26C-like (gene vps26c). Gene Ontology annotation, cellular component: endosome. Gene Ontology annotation, biological process: intracellular protein transport. Bases 19 to 966 code for a protein of 315 amino acids. The record is from RefSeq and is a predicted model, not a curated record. Lineage: Eukaryota; Metazoa; Echinodermata; Asteroidea; Valvatida; Asterinidae. The transcript has 7 exons.